This is a messenger RNA of Manis pentadactyla (Chinese pangolin), 1964 nucleotides long. RefSeq names its product solute carrier family 13 member 2 (gene SLC13A2). Gene Ontology annotation, biological process: monoatomic anion transmembrane transport. Gene Ontology annotation, cellular component: membrane. The transcript is spliced from 12 exons. The record is from RefSeq and is a predicted model, not a curated record. Gene Ontology annotation, molecular function: transmembrane transporter activity. NCBI's taxonomy places the organism in Eukaryota, Metazoa, Chordata, Mammalia, Pholidota, Manidae. The coding region runs from base 23 to 1798 and encodes 591 amino acids.
UGAGCCCUUGUGGGUCUGCGCCAUGGCCACCUGCUGGCAGGGCCUCUGGGCUUAUCGCUCCUACCUCACUGUGUUCUUCCUGCCCAUUUUCCUGCUGCCUCUGCCCAUCGUCAUCCGCACCAAGGAAGCCUACUGUGCUUAUGCCAUCAUCCUCAUGGCGCUCCUCUGGUGCACGGAGGCUCUGCCCCUGGCCGUCACCGCCCUCUUCCCCAUCAUCCUGUUCCCCAUGAUGGGCAUAAUGGAUGCCUCCGAGGUCUGCACUGAGUACUUUACAGACACCAACAUCCUGUUCGUCGGGGGGCUGAUGGUGGCCAUCGCUGUGGAGCACUGGAAUCUCCACAAACGCAUCGCCCUCCACGUGCUCCUCAUCAUUGGGGUGCGGCCUGCCCUGUUGAUCCUGGGCUUCAUGUUGGUCACAGCCUUCCUGUCCAUGUGGAUCAGCAACACGGCCACCACAGCCAUGAUGGUGCCCAUCGCACACGCCGUCCUGGAGCAGCUGUACAAGGUGCCCAUGGACAAGGACGCUAAGGGUGGCAGUGACAACCCCGCCCUCGAACUCCAGGAACCAACUUCCCAGAAGGAAGUGACCAAGCUUGGUAACGGGCAAGCCCACCCGGGCCCACCUGCUCCUUCAGAGCCGAGGGCACCGCAGAACCAGGAGCAGCUCCGCUUUAACCAGGGCAUGAGCCUGUGUGUGUGCUACUCUGCCAGCAUCGGGGGCAUCGCCACGCUGACGGGCACCACACCCAACCUGGUGCUGCAAGGCCAGGUCAAUUCGCUCUUCCCCAAAAAUGCCAACACGGUGAACUUUGCCUCCUGGUUCGGCUUUGCCUUCCCCGCCAUGGUCAUCUUGCUGCUCCUUGCCUGGCUGUGGCUGCAGAUCCUCUUCCUGGGGUUCAACUUCCGGAAGAACUUCGCCAUCGGGGGAAAGGCACAGGAGCAAGAGCGGGCAGCCGUCCAGAUCAUCCAAACCCAACACAGGCUGCUGGGUCCCAUGAGCUUUGCAGAGAAGGCUGUCACCGUCCUUUUCAUCAUCUUGGUACUGCUCUGGUUCACCCGGGAGCCAGGCUUUUUCCCUGGAUGGGGCAACCUGGCUUUUUCUGAUGCUGAUGGAAAUAGCAUGGUGUCUGAUGGGACAGUGGCCAUUUUCAUCAGCAUAAUUAUGUUCAUCCUGCCCUCCAAGAUCCCAGGGCUGACUCAGGAUCCAGAAAAACCAGGGAGGCUGAAGGCCCCUCCUGCUCUCCUUAACUGGAAGACGGUGAAUGAGAAGAUGCCCUGGAAUAUUGUGCUGCUGCUUGGUGGAGGCUUUGCCCUCGCCAAGGGCAGUGAGCGAUCAGGCCUGUCAGAGUGGCUGGGUGACAAGCUGACCCCACUGCAGAACGUGCCGUCUCCUGCCAUUGCCUUCAUCCUCUCCCUCCUAGUUGCCGCCUUCACCGAGUGCACCAGCAACGUGGCCACUACCACCCUCUUCCUGCCCAUUCUGGCCUCCAUGGCUCAGGCUAUCUGCCUCCACCCUCUCUAUAUCAUGCUCCCCUGCACUCUGGCCGCCUCCCUGGCCUUCAUGCUGCCUGUGGCCACCCCGCCCAACGCCAUCGUUUUCUCUUUCGGAGGCCUCAAAGUGUCUGACAUGGCCCGGGCGGGAUUCCUGCUCAACAUACUCGGGGUGCUGGUCAUCACACUCGCCAUCAACAGCUGGAGCUUCCCUGUCUUCAACCUGUACACCUUCCCCUCCUGGGCCCUCUCCAACUCCACAGCCAACUGCACGGUCAGCCAGGCAAACACGACACUUAGCCCCUAGAUCAGGGUAUAAUCCGGGCAAGACCAGGAAGACCCACCCACUCCUCCUCCGAGCUGGGGAGGACGCCCAGGCUCCAAGCCAAACAAUGAGAGAAAGGCACAUGUAUACAUAACCUCAUGUGUGUCUGUAAGGAAGGGGUGCACACUCCAUCGUGUGUGUGUGUGCG